This is a messenger RNA of Suricata suricatta (meerkat), 1934 nucleotides long. It is a transcript of the gene GSDMD, whose product is annotated as gasdermin D. The annotation marks the transcript as partial. The transcript is spliced from 11 exons. The record is from RefSeq and is a predicted model, not a curated record. Gene Ontology annotation, biological process: pyroptotic inflammatory response; defense response to bacterium. Gene Ontology annotation, cellular component: NLRP3 inflammasome complex. NCBI's taxonomy places the organism in Eukaryota, Metazoa, Chordata, Mammalia, Carnivora, Herpestidae. Gene Ontology annotation, molecular function: phosphatidylserine binding; phosphatidylinositol-4,5-bisphosphate binding; phosphatidylinositol-4-phosphate binding.
CCCAGGGCCCUUCUCUGCGGAGCGGCUGAAAGCCCGGCCGGAGGGCCCCCCUCCUCCAGCCCGGCCCCAGGCCCCAGCUCGGGGCCUCCUGGGGGGGGCGCGUCUCAGGAGUGGACUGAUGUGCGCUCCUCUGCUGGCUGAUGACGUGAGCAGCUUGCUGUCCGUUUGUACAUUUUCCUUUGAGACGCGUCCCGCAGACCCUUUGCGAUGGCCCGCGUUGAAAGACACCAUUAGAGGUGUUGCCGGCUGGGGGCGGAGGCCGUGGCCACGGGCUGGUCCCAGUCUGGGCGGGCCGAGGGGCCCCUGGGCCGUUUCCGGGAGCGGCAGCCGGCCUCCCGGGCCACAGUUUCACUUUUGGGUCUGUGACUUGCUCAGAGGCUUCCCGGCACAGCCCUGCAGGGAGGUCUUGCUUCACAUCGCGGGCCCAGAGCCUGAGGCGACGGUCACGCCCUGAUUGCAGAACGCCUGAGCCAUCCGUCCCCAUCAGGAGCAUGGCAUCGGUCUUCGAAAGCGUGGCCAAGAGUGUGGUCCGGGAGCUGGACCCCAAAGGCGGGCUCAUCCCCGUGGACAGCCUGUGGAGCUCCAGCAGCUUCCGGCCCUACUGCCUGCUGGCCAGGAAGCUCUCCAGCUCCUGGUUCUGGAAACCCCGCUACCAGUGUCUCAACCUGUCCAUCAGGGACAUUCUGGAGCCUGAUGCCCCGGAACCAGAUGUGGAACGUGAUAUCCCUUUCCACAUCAAAGACUGCGUGGACGGGGAGCUGCAGGUCAAAGUGGAGCUGAAAGCGCUGGGGCAGGGCAAGCUCGCAGGCGGGGCGGCCGCGUCAGCCUCGGCCAGGGCCUCCGUGAGCGCGCUCCGGCUGCGCGUGCCGCCCCGCGCCUGGGAGGCCAUGAGCAAAGAGAGGCGCCUGCGGCGGCCGGAGCACAAGAUCCUGCAGCAGGUGCAGCGCUGCGGGCGGGACCUGUUCGUGGUGACGGAGGUGCUGCAGACUCAGGAGGACUUGGAGGCCACCCGGGCCUGCAAGCAGGAGGGCUCUGGCCAGUUCUCCCUGCCCGGAGCCCUACGCAUGCUGGGCCAGGGCCAGGGCCACCUGAACCAGGAGAAGACGGUCACCAUCCCCUCAGGCAGCACCCUUGCGUUCCAGGCGGCCUUGCUGGUCAUUGGACCUGAUUGGGAGAUCUAUCACAUCCCGAGCAAGAACCAGAGGACCUUCCCGCUGCCCAAGAAAGACCGCAAGCCCGCGAGCGGCCUCCUGUCACACAUCUCCCUCAGCUACUUCAAGAUGCGGCUCCCGUCUGCCUCCGCGGACAUAGUGUCAGACGGGGACAUUGAGGACCAGAUGCCAGUCACGGAGGACUUCCAGGGCCUGCAGGUCGAGGCGAAGGUCCACGCCGACGGCCUGAAGGACCUGUCCAGGGAGCUGUGCGGGCAGAUGCUGGCAGGGCUGGGGCAGGCGCUGCGAGAAGAGCAGGCUCUGGAGGCCCUCGAGGAAGCGCUGGAGCAGGGCCUGUGCUGUGGGGGGCCGGUGCCCCCGGAUGCGCCAGGGGGUGCCAUCCUGGAGUGCCUGGUGAGCUCCUCCGGAGAGGUAGAGGAAGAACUUGCCCGCCCCAUCCUCUACCUCGUGCAAGCACUGACUGGGCUGAGCGAAACCCAGCGUGUACUGCUCGCGGAGGCGCUGGAGACAGGGGACCUGUCCAGGCAGCUCCAGCUGGUGCACAGCGUCCUGGAGCAGAGCUCCCCCUGGCAGGAGCGCAGGGCUGUGUCCCUGCCGCAGGAGCUCCUGGGGGGUAGCUGGGACUCCGAGGCACCUGCGUGGGUCCUGCUGGAGGAGUGCCACCUGGAGCUGCAGGAGGACGUCCCCCAGGUGUCCUGGAGGCCGGAAGCCCAGGGCCGCACGUGUGCCCUCUACUCCUGCCUGGCACUGCUGGUGCCCCUG